This is a messenger RNA of Vicia villosa (hairy vetch), 1247 nucleotides long. RefSeq names its product dof zinc finger protein DOF2.5-like. Lineage: Eukaryota; Viridiplantae; Streptophyta; Magnoliopsida; Fabales; Fabaceae. Gene Ontology annotation, molecular function: DNA binding; DNA-binding transcription factor activity. Gene Ontology annotation, biological process: regulation of DNA-templated transcription. The record is from RefSeq and is a predicted model, not a curated record. The coding region runs from base 147 to 1076 and encodes 309 amino acids. The transcript has 2 exons.
CUACUAUAUUCCAAUUCCAUCUUUCAAAAGCUUUAGGCACUUUGCUUUUCACUCUCCUCUAGAAACUAGAAAAAAAGUGGUGUUUUUCUUUCUCUGAACAACACUCAUAUCACUUUUCCUUUUUUCCAUUUUUUCAUCUUAAAUCAAUGGACACAACUCAGUGGGCACAGGGGAAUAUUGGGCUGGUUAAACAAAUGGAAGGGUCAAAAGCUCCUAUGAUAGAGAGAAGAGCAAGGCCACAAAAAGAUCAAGCUUUGAACUGUCCACGGUGCAAUUCAACCAACACUAAAUUCUGUUACUACAAUAACUACAGUCUCUCUCAACCAAGGUACUUCUGCAAAACCUGUAGAAGGUAUUGGACUGAAGGUGGUUCUUUGAGAAAUGUGCCUGUAGGUGGUGGCUCAAGAAAAAACAAAAGAUCGUCACCAUCACCUUCACCUUCGAUCUCGCAACAACAACCUCCAUCAUCAUCCAUAACAAAAAAUAUUAUCGUUCCGGAUCUUACUCAAUCCGCUUCUCAAAACCCUAAGAUCCAUCAAGGACAAGAUCUUAACCUAGCUUAUCCACCACCACAAACUGAAGAUAAUUACAACACCAUAUCUAAAUUCAUUGAACUUCCUUACACGACUGAUCAAGAAAAAACUCGUAAUUCGUCGUCGUCGCCGCUUUCUGCUAUGGAGUUGCUCAAAACUGGGAUUGCUGCUUCUUCAUCGAGGGGUUUGAAUUCCUUUAUGCCUAUGUCAUUAUCUGAAUCUAGUGCAAUGUAUAAUUCAACUGGUUUCGCUUUGCAAGAUUUUAAGCCUGGUCUUAAUUUUAGUCUAGAGGGAUUCGAGAAUGGUUAUGGUGGUUUACAAGGGAUGAAUCAAGAGAGUUCUGGUGGUGGUGGCGGUGGUGCAAGGAUGUUGUUUCCUGUGGUGGAAGAGUUGAACAAUAAUAAUAAUAAUAAGCAACAACAGCAACAAGUUCCAAAUAGUGGUGAGUUUGAACAACAUCAACAUCAACAUCAGCAGAAUAAUAGAAGCCAAGGAGAUUCAACUGGUUAUUGGAAUGGUAUGUUAGGUGGUGGAUCAUGGUAAAAAAGUUAUGGUGUUGUUAAUUUAGUUUAGUUUCUUUAAUGUAUUUUUUUUUUCUUUUUCUUUUGGAUGUUUGAACUUUGGAGUGAUGAUGAUCAGAAGCACUAACAAAAUUAGAGUACUACACUACAUAGGUUUAUUAUUAUUUAUUAUGGAUGUUGCUAUGUUUUUUAU